Molecule: messenger RNA, 630 nt
Organism: Macrobrachium nipponense
Lineage: Eukaryota; Metazoa; Arthropoda; Malacostraca; Decapoda; Palaemonidae
Exons: 4
Coding region: 1-630 (209 amino acids)
Source: RefSeq, a predicted model, not a curated record
AUGCCGGAGGCUGUAGGCACAGCUCAGGCCAUCCCUAAACACCCAGCCUUGCCCUCAGUCCAAGCUAGUAACUGCAGUCAGCCUUUGUGUCGUCCCACGUGUCCACCUGCCUUAGGUGGAACUAACAGUGGUCUUGAGCCACCAGACGUCUGCUUGAGUCACCAAUCUGCAUUCAAGUGCAAUGAAACUUCCAGCAGCCUCCCAACUUCUUUCAGAGCAGAGAAGCUCCAGCAACCCGCAACUGCUUUUGGUCCAAUAGCAUUGGGCGUAGGUCCCAGUGGUGUUGAGCAAUCUCCAAUAGGCAUUCCAGGGCCAAGAAUUUCCAGCAGCCCCCCAACUGCUUUCAGUCCACCAGCCUCGGAAGCUUCCAGAGCAGAGAAGUUCCAGCAGCCGCCCAACUGCUUUCGGUCCAGCCCCUCAACAGUUUUCAGUCCAUCAGAGAGACACCUCUACAGACAGAACAGCACCCACAGCAGCAGUAAUAGCAGCACCAGCAGUAGCAGCAACAGCAGCAGUAAUAGCAGCACUAGCACCCACAGCAGCAUUAACAGCAGUAAUAGCAGCAGCAGCAGAGCAAUAGCAGCAACAGCCGUAGUAAUAGCUGUGACAUCAUCAGCAAAAGUAGCAUGA